GUAUCAACCUUGUUCAACAUUUUAAAGGUGGUGAUUGGAAAGCGCAGAUUUAUUUUACAACUGUGGAAAUUUGUUCGCAAACUUUGGUCUGUUCACUUUGCCCGAGCAGGAUAUCUACACUUUUACAGCCAGUUCUUAUGUUCGUCGUAAAAUAGUAUUUCACUUUGCGGCGUGCAUUUAUUAGAGCUGUCCUACCACCAGAGAAACCUAUAAAAGACGGAAAAAUUUGACUUCCUAAACAAUUGAGAGCAUAAACAGGACGGAGUGGAGAAGAGAUUGUAUUGUUUCACCUUUAAAUGAACACACCUUCCAAAGAUAAACAAACUGAUCGCCAAAAAUUUAUUCAAAAGUAUAUUCAGUCGAACUGCAGUCAGCUGACUAAUUUGUCAAUCGAUCAAGGUGUAAGUGACACGGAGAUUUGUACAAAUAUUGACGAAAUGGAUAAGAAACCAUCUGGUGGAAGAUCAUGGACAAGAAGUAAACGUAUAUCACUUGGCUGUCUUGAAUGGCGUUCACGUGGACCUACUCGACAAACCGGUUUGGGAUCAUGUCAUCGAACCAACUACCUAACUCGUACUGGUUCACAUGGUUGUGUAGCACACAGUGAAGAGGAUUACGCCUACACGAAUGCAGAGGCUUCAAAAAUGCAAGCUAAUUACUUUGGAUCUAAGUGUAGACAUUCCGGUGCACCAGACAAUCUUCUCCAACGUCUACGUAAACGUUCUUUCUCACGGGAUAAAGCUAAACGUGACACUAGCCGGACAAAUUUUAAUAAUAAUAAUAACAAGGCGGAUAAUACCCGGUCGUCAUCCGCUCCACGGUCAGUCUACUCCUAUGAAAGGAGUUGUACAGAGUUGGAAGGCAACCAUACUACUACGACUGUUGGCAAUGACAACUACUCAUUACAACAAAUGAAUCAAUGCAAUCAGCUAUCGGUUACAAGUCUACUUCCUCAGAUAUCGUUAUCCAGGAGUGUUCCUGAGUUGAAAAGUCACCACUGUUGUAUUGAUACUUCUACUUCGUCUGUAUACCAUGAGAUCGAGAAAUCUCUGUAUUAUUUGAAAAAUUAUGAAAAUACAUCCACCACAUAUCAGUCUAGUUUCACACCUUCUGAAGGAUGCACUAAAUCAUCAUCCAAUAGCAUUGCUGAUCCAUCAACAACUGCUGUUUCAAUAAAGGAUAAUUCCUCAAUACCUGUUGUUCAACAAUUCUGUCAAUCAAACUGUACUCUGUGUAGCCUAAUGAUGAAUACUUCUCAUUAUGUUGUGAAUACUUCUUCAUGUGAAACAGCGCAUCAAGGAUUCAGGCCAGUAGAAUAUGCAGAUACAAUUCCAAAUACAAUGAAAUGCUCUGACUCACUUGUGUUAUUCAGUAAAGAGGGACAACCACAACACCACCACCACCAACAACAAGAACAACAACAGCGGCGAUAUGACUUCUCUUCUAAUCCAUUAGUCUCCUCUAUAUAUUCUGAAGUUUGUUCCAACUGUCGUUAUCAUAAUCUAUGUGAUAAUGACACACUUGUCAACAGUAAUAAUCCAACUAUUCCAAUGAGUAACAAUGAUACUGGGAAGGAGUACAAUUCGUAUAGACGUACAAAUUGUGCAAAGCAUUCAGGCAUAUGCGAUUCUAACAACAAUUUGUCUGAUGCCUGUUCAGACAUGAAGACAUCCGGUGAGAAAACCGUCAACAUGCAACAAAUUGCAAAUCUGAAUACAUCAUCAAUCUCCAACUGUUAUACAAUACCUAAUACAACAGACGGCAAUUUAUCCAAUGUAUCCAAUGUCGACAAUCCAUUGGAUUAUCAAACACUAAACACUGGCAUUGAUGACAACAUAGAUCUAAUUCAAACACAACAACAUAAUUCAUCUUGUAAUUCACUACGUCCUGAUUCGCUUCUGUCAACGUCAACAACGACACGAGAAUCAUCCUGCUCUGAUUUAUCGCCGAAUUCUAUAUCAUCGCAUGACUCAGCAUUGGGCGGCGGAAAAUCACAAUGUGAUAGCGUAGGCGUACUGAAGACUGUGUGUCCUGUUACAGUUACUUCUACUACGAAAAAUUGUCCGAAAAAUAUUGAACAUAUGAAGCAUGUCAAGUCGUCGGAUAUGGUAGCCUGCCUCACCAGCUCUGUAACCGGUCAUAUUCCACCAAUGUGUUUACCUCCUUCAGGAAAUUACUGCUGUUCACAUACACCGCCAACGCCAAUCAGACGUCCAUGGUUAGGUGAUAAUAAUAAUACAGAACAAAUAACUUCUGUUAGAAGUCGCUCAGGUGUACAAAAACGUUCAGUCUACGUAAAUGCAUCAAUAUAUCCGAUUCCUGAAAUGCUACGUCAUCCUGACAGUAAUAAUGGAUAUGGACAUAAUCGUUGUAGUCGAAUAAGAGAUCGCCAAAAUUCUUAUGAAAAUGCUAAUUCGAUAAACAUGAAUCCUACUAGUAUAUCCACUGUGCCUACAAGCAAUAAUAAUAAUAAUAGUGAUAACGUUGGUAAAACUACACAGAAUGCAUCAAAUCCACAAAUCCCAUAUUGGACACAUUUAUUACCCUAUCGAACAUCUACUGUCCCACAGAAUUUAUCCGGUCGAUUGCGAAAGUCUGAAACACUUCCAAAUGAUUGGAUAAGCACUUAUGAAUCGAAUAAAUUAACAGAGUGUGAAAAAUAUCCUCUUUCCAAGUCAACAUCAUAUCAGUUGAAGAACACCUUGACGAAUCAAAAUGCUCACAAUUCAUCACAAUGCUCCAACAAUUAUUAUUCAGAUGAAUCGAAACCACAUCACUCUAAUGAUCAUGAUACCGGGAUCAAUGGUAAAGGCGCUAAAUCCCCACCGCCUAGACCACCAAUACGAACAAGUUCACAUGGUGGUAUAAGUUCACGACAAACACCUGUUUCACAGCCAUCCACUUCACCGUAUUGUCAACAUCUUAGUUGUCAAAAACAACAGCAUACUCAAGGAUUAUCGAUUUCAUCUACAAAUGCGAAUAACAGUAUCAAUGAAAGUCCGAUUCUCUGUCGAUACUCUCAACUUUACUCUUUGAAUAGCUGUCAUCAUAAUUCAUCACUUUCUAACAAUUCACCAUCGAAUAAUACUACAUCUUCCAAUGGUUGUCAUUCUACUUCACAGCAUCAAAAACACCCGCCUUCAGCGCAUACACACCAGUAUUCGUCUAACGAACAUCCUUCAGCUCAUCCUCCUCAUCGCCAACAGUUUAUUCAGUGUCCCAUUCAAUCCCAUUCAAUUCCAUCUAGUCAAAUGAAUCACCACUCUAAAUCAUAACUCCUGGAAUUAAUAGAUAUGAAGAAAUUACCACUAAAUUAAUCGAACUUAGUCUCAUAAUUAAAAUGUCAAAUAAACAACAAAUACAAAAAUUCAUUCACUAAUUAAUCUGCAUGAUUCCAGUGUGAAAUGCCGACACCCUUUUAUGAUUUUUGCGAUUACCUCACCUUCUUCUGCUUUUUUUUAAUUUUUACUUUCCACCCAAAAGACACAGUGUGUCAAUUUCACCGCAUACUAGUGUGUAAUUUCAUUCAGCAAAAUGCCUGUGUGAGCAGUAGUCAACAGACAAACACACACUCACAAGCACAUACACACACACACACAAAGAGAUAAUGAUGAUGAUGAUGAUUUGAAUGAUUGGUACACAGCCCGUGUGGAUCGAUCAAUCGAGAUACUUCAUUCACUUUGCAAGUGUUUUUGAUUCUAUCACAAAAUGAAGCACACCUGUUACCGGUUGAUGUCUACGCCUGCCUGAUUUCCAUGUUUGCCUUCUGUUAUUAAUAAUCCUAUUAUUUUUUUUAUAAUUUGUACACUAUUUCAUUUCCACGAAUGAAAGCGUGUUUCUCAAUGAGAGACAGACAGUUCAACACUUAUUGUGAACCAUCGAAAUCGGCAGGUUCAUGAUGAUCACGCUUUAAGACACGCAAGGGACUAUUCAUAGAUACCUUUCUUUUUUAUUAUUAUUAUUUCUACAAUCUGAUGAUGAUGUGAUUUGUUUUUUUGUAUUUUCCUUCACAUUCACCUUCACUUUUUUCUUUGUGUUUUUUUUCUUGCUGCAUUCUGUUAUUUUGUUUUUCAUGAUGAUGAUGAUGGUGAUUUCAUAAUUUCAUUUCACAAUCGCCUUACGCCUUCCAUACUUUCGUCAUCCUCCGCCUCCUCCUCGUCCUCGUCCUAUGCCUUCGCCGCCUUCCUUCCGUUGAUUCUUCAUGUCGUCAGUGUGAAUUUACGUAUAUUUAUGCCUCCACGAGAUGCGUUUUGAGUAUCUGAACCAGGGAAGACGAAGAAUACCCUUGUUCGACACCUUGACAAAGUUGUAAAUUGCAAUUUAACUUAACGUACUACUAAUACUACUACUUUUGUUUUUAGGUCAUUUUAUUUAAGUAGUAUAUUUAGUAUUGAACAUCUUCAUUGGUAUUGAUUAAUUAAUUAAUUAAAUUCAUUAAGGCUGUGCAAUUGUUUCUCUUUUUUCAUAUGUCAGUACCACCAGUGGGCUUCUUCUUCAUUGGGUAAAAUUCAUGUGGGGUAUCGCCUGAAAAGAAGUUCUUUUUCAUACUCUUAUAAAAAUUAAUCAAAAAUAUUUUUUUUUUCUAGAAUUUUUUAAAAUGUUUUUUUUUCUAAUGUGUAUUACACCCUUUCUUUAAACAAUUAUUUGAUGAAAAUAAUCUGCAUAUACU
Molecule: messenger RNA, 4669 nt
Organism: Trichobilharzia regenti
Lineage: Eukaryota; Metazoa; Platyhelminthes; Trematoda; Strigeidida; Schistosomatidae
Source: the annotation of a GenBank genome assembly